Messenger RNA from Protobothrops mucrosquamatus (brown spotted pit viper), 3945 nucleotides. It is a transcript of the gene PTCH1, whose product is annotated as patched 1. The transcript has 22 exons. Lineage: Eukaryota; Metazoa; Chordata; Lepidosauria; Squamata; Viperidae. The record is from RefSeq and is a predicted model, not a curated record. Gene Ontology annotation, biological process: smoothened signaling pathway. The coding region runs from base 55 to 3945 and encodes 1296 amino acids. Gene Ontology annotation, cellular component: plasma membrane. Gene Ontology annotation, molecular function: hedgehog receptor activity; smoothened binding; hedgehog family protein binding.
GGGCGAGUGAGUCGGGAGUUAAGUUACACACGGCAAAAGAUUGGAGAAGAGGCCAUGUUUAAUCCUCAACUGAUGAUUCAGACACCACAAGAAGAGACUGCUAAUGUACUAACAACAGAAGCGCUCAGACAGCACCUUGAUUCUGCACUACAAGCCAGCAAGAUACAUGUAUAUAUGUACAACAGACAAUGGAAAUUGGAACAUUUAUGUCACAAAUCAGGGGAACCCAUCACAGAAACAGGUUACAUGGACAAGAUUAUAGAACACCUUUACCCUUGUUUAAUUAUCACACCACUGGACUGCUUCUGGGAGGGCGCAAAGUUACAGUCUGGGACUGCAUAUCUACCAGGAAAACCCCAUUUGCAGUGGACCAACUUUGACCCCUUAGAAUUCUUGGAAGAGCUGAAGAAGAUAAACUCCCAAGUAGAUACUUGGGAGGAGAUGCUGAAUAAGGCAGAAGUUGGCCAUGGAUAUAUGGAUCGGCCUUGCCUAAACCCUGAUGAUCCCGACUGUCCUAUAACCGCCCCCAACAAAAAUUCAACCAAACCUCUUGAUGUCGCCCUUGCUUUAAACGGUGGAUGCUAUGGGCUGUCAAAAAAAUACAUGCAUUGGCAAGAAGAACUGAUUAUUGGUGGCACUGUUAAAAAUGGUACUGGGGGGAAACUUGUCAGUGCUCAGGCUUUACAGACCAUGUUUCAGCUAAUGACUCCAAAGCAAAUGUAUGAACACUUCAAGGGUUACGACUACGUUUCGCACAUCAACUGGAAUGAGGACAAGGCGGCUGCGAUCCUGGAAGCAUGGCAGAGGAUGUAUGUUGAGGUUGCUCAUCAAAGUCUUGCACAAAACUCUACUCAGAAGGUGCUUUCCUUUACAACGACGACGCUGGAGGACAUCCUAAAGUCAUUUUCUGACGUCAGCGUCAUCAGAGUUGCUAGUGGCUAUCUAUUAAUGCUUGCCUACGCCUGCUUAACCAUGCUGAGGUGGGACUGUGCUAAAUCCCAGGGUGCUGUGGGUCUGGCAGGAGUCUUGUUGGUUGCUCUCUCAGUAGCCGCCGGAUUGGGACUGUGUUCCUUGAUUGGGAUUUCCUUUAACGCUGCCACAACUCAGGUUUUACCCUUUCUUGCUCUUGGAGUUGGGGUAGAUGAUGUCUUUCUUUUGGCACAUGCAUUUAGUGAAACUGGGCAGAAUAAGAGAAUUCCAUUUGAGGAUAGAACAGGGGAAUGUCUGAAACGCACGGGUGCAAGUGUGGCCCUUACAUCUAUUAGCAACGUUACUGCAUUUUUCAUGGCUGCCUUAAUUCCCAUUCCAGCUCUCCGGGCAUUUUCACUCCAAGCUGCUGUGGUUGUAGUAUUUAACUUUGCCAUGGUUCUGUUAAUUUUUCCUGCUAUUUUGAGUAUGGACCUAUACCGCCGGGAAGAUCGGAGGCUGGAUAUAUUCUGCUGUUUUACAAGCCCCUGUGUCAGCAGAGUCAUUCAGAUUGAACCUCAAGCGUAUGCAGAGGCCGGCGAUAACUUCCGCUACAGCCCUCCACCGCCCUACAGCAGCCCCAGUUUUGCCCACGAAACUCAAAUCACAAUGCAGUCUACAGUCCAGCUGCGCACUGAAUACGACCCACACACUCAGGUUUAUUACACCACAGCAGAACCUCGGUCCGAAAUAUCAGUCCAACCGGUCACUGUGCCACAGGAUGACCUCAGCUGUCAGAGCCCGGAAAGCACCAGUUCAACCAGGGAUCUUCUUUCUCAGUUCUCCGAAACUACAUUGCAUUGUCUUGAGCCACCCUGUACUAAAUGGACACUCUCCUCUUUUGCUGAAAAGCAGUAUGCGCCACUCCUGUUAAAACCAAAAGCAAAGAUUAUGGUCAUUUUUCUUUUUCUGGGUUUACUUGGCCUUAGUCUUUACGGAACGACUCGUGUGAAAGAUGGAUUGGAUCUCACAGACAUUGUGCCACGGGAGACUCGGGAGUAUGAGUUCAUUGCAGCCCAGUUCAAAUACUUCUCAUUCUACCAUAUGUAUAUUGUUACCCAGAAAGCGGAUUAUCCCAACAUCCAACAUUUACUUUAUGAACUUCACAGAAGCUUCAGCAAUGUGACCUAUGUUUUAUUGGAAGAAAAUAAGCAACUCCCUAAAAUGUGGUUGCAUUAUUUUAGAGACUGGCUGCAAGGUCUCCAGGAGGCUUUUGACAAAGACUGGAAAUCUGGGCAGAUCACCCUUCACGGUUACAAAAAUGGAUCUGAAGAUGCUGUUUUGGCUUACAAACUUCUAGUUCAGACUAUUUCAAACAUCCGAGAGAAACCCCUUAACGUGAGCCAGUUGGCUAAACAGCGCUUAGUGGAUGCAGAUGGAAUCAUUAACCCAAAGGCGUUCUACAUGUAUCUAACAGCCUGGGUUAGCAACGAUCCUGUGGCAUACGCUGCCUCUCAAGCCAACAUACGGCCCCAUCGUCCAGAAUGGGUUCAUGAUAAAGCAGACUAUAUGCCAGUAACCAGAGAUAGAUUCCCAGAAGCUGAGCCAAUUGAAUAUGCUCAGUUUCCUUUCUACCUCAAUGGACUGCGCGAUACCUCUGAUUUUGUGGAAGCUAUAGAGAAAGUGAGAGCAAUCUGCAAUAAUUACACUAGCCUUGGGAUUCCCAGUUACCCAAAUGGGUAUCCCUUUCUCUUUUGGGAACAAUAUAUAAGCCUUCGUCAUUGGCUCCUCUUAUCCAUUAGCGUGGUUCUGGCCUGCACAUUUCUGGUGUGUGCCCUCAUUCUUCUGAACCCCUGGACAGCUGGGAUCAUUGUGGUUGUACUGGCUCUUAUGACAGUGGAACUCUUUGGCAUGAUGGGUCUAAUUGGAAUAAAACUAAGUGCAGUUCCUGUCGUCAUCCUGAUUGCAUCUGUUGGAAUUGGAGUGGAAUUCACGGUUCAUAUUGCUUUGGCAUUUCUAACAGCAAUAGGAGACAAAAAUCAUAGGACUAUCCUUGCAUUAGAACACAUGUUUGCACCCGUGUUGGAUGGAGCUGUGUCUACACUACUUGGCGUAUUAAUGCUUGCGGGAUCUGAAUUUGACUUUAUUGUCAGGUAUUUCUUUGCUGUUUUGGCAAUUUUAACUAUCUUGGGCGCUUUGAAUGGAUUGGUGCUGCUUCCUGUUCUCCUUUCCCUAUUUGGACCAUAUCCUGAGGUUUCUCCAGCUGAUGGAAGGAGAAGACUGCCUACCCCUUCUUCUGAACCUCCCCCAAGCAUUGUGAGGUUUGCUGUUCCACCGACUCAUGGUCAAAAUGGCUCAGAUACAUCUGAUUCUGAAUACAGUUCUCAGACAACAGUAUCAGGAAUCAGUGAGGAACUACAUCAAUAUGAGGGCCCCCAGAGAACUGGGGCCCCAGUCCAUCAAGUCAUUGUUGAAGCAACUGAAAAUCCGGUGUUUGCCAAAUCCACGGUGAUCCAACCAGAAUCAAGCUAUUAUCCAUCAAGCCCAAAGCUACAGUCUAACCAAGACCCUGGAAUCCAACAAACAUGGCAUAAGAGCAAGAAGUUGAAAAGAGAACCAAGGGAAAGACUUCAACCACCCCCUUACCGGCCACGUAGAGAUGCCUUUGAAACUUUUACUAAAGGGCAUUCCUGUUCUAGUAACAGGGAUUGCUCUGGUCAGAGAACUCGUUCUCAGAACAUCAGAAAUCCAGCCUUCACCGCCACAGGCUCUUCUGUGCCAUCAUGCUGCCAGCCUAUCACUACCGUGACUGCCUCAGCUUCAGUUACUGUAGCUGUACAUCCUGCUGGGCACAGCCACAAUCCUCAUGGAGGAAGCUUUCCAGCCUAUGAGAGACACCAUGAAGCUGAGCAUGGACAAUUUGAGGAUCCUCAUGUGCCAUUUAAUGUCCGGUGUGAGAGGAGGAACUCUAAAAUAGAAAUCAUAGAACUGCAAGAUGUUGAAUGUGAAGAAAGGGCUCAUGGCGAGGGCUCGGAUUAA